Myripristis murdjan (pinecone soldierfish) is the source of this 6312-nucleotide messenger RNA. RefSeq names its product IQ motif and Sec7 domain ArfGEF 3b (gene iqsec3b). Lineage: Eukaryota; Metazoa; Chordata; Actinopteri; Holocentriformes; Holocentridae. The record is from RefSeq and is a predicted model, not a curated record. Gene Ontology annotation, biological process: regulation of ARF protein signal transduction; actin cytoskeleton organization. The coding region runs from base 1 to 3573 and encodes 1190 amino acids. Gene Ontology annotation, molecular function: guanyl-nucleotide exchange factor activity. The transcript has 16 exons.
AUGACAUCCCCAGGGGUCAGAGAGGAGAGAACGGAAAGGGGCAUCUCAUCUUCUCAUCUGCACUCACGCUGCACUCCUGGAUUUUUUCAUCGCUUUCCCCUUCUGCGUCCGUUAUUCUAUAGCCCUGCAUCUUUUCCUUUUCUCCCCCUCCUCCUUCUCGUGGGUAUGACGAGCACCAGCCUGCUGGAAAACCCGGUGCAGGCGAUUCUGUACCUGCGGGAGCUCACCACCAUCGUCCAGAACCAGCAGAGUCUGAUCCAGACCCAGCGCGCCCGGAUAGAGGAGCUGGACCGGCGAGUGGACGAGCUGAUCGGUGAGAACAGGCACCUGAGGGACGCCAGAGGACAACAGCAGCAUCCUUACCAUCAUCAUCACCACCACCAUCAUCACCCCGACCCUACCUACCUUCAUCAUCACCACCCACAGGACCCCCAGCUUAAAACAGCAGCGUCCCUGCCGGACCAUGCCGCCCCACCGGCACAGGUGGAGACGGCUCCGGCCCAGCCACAGCAGCAGCAGUCGCCCUCUCAACCUGCGGAUCCGGGAGACAUGCAGCUGGUUCCGGCCAACCCGUCCACCUUUUCCCCGGUUGAAAGUGACCAAGAGGACGGCACAAGUAGCCCCAGCUGCCGCUCUUUGGUGCCGAUGACCCCCACAACCCUGUGUCGAUCCCUGGCCCUGGCUAAGAAAUCUGAGAGCCAGACAGUGCUGCACCAGUUUUGUUGUCCCGCCCCUGAGAAUCCAGAGGCCGACACCACCGGCUCGUCCGGACAGUUGCUGAGCCUAGAGGAUGGCACUUCCUCUGGGGGACGGGAAGUUGAGGGGACAGAGGGAGGGACCAAGAGAGAGGGUCCAAGCGAAUAUGAAAUCACCCUGGAGAAUAAGAACAAACAGAUAGAGGAGUUGGAGCAGAAGUAUGGAGGCCAUCUUAUUGCUAGGCGGGCAGCUCGUCGUAUCCAGACAGCCUUCCGCCAGUAUCAGCUCAGCAAGAACUUCCAGAAGAUUCGUAACUCUUUGUCGGAGAGCAAGCUGCCCCGCCGUAUCUCCUUACGCCGACCCACCCCUGGAGGCCGAUGCCAGAACCCAGCCCAAAGACACAGCUAUACUCUGCUCCAGCCAGGAGGGGGCCAGAUACCCCUGCGCUCAAAAACUCCUCCUCCACCGCCUUCCCGCUCCACCUCUCUGCCCCCGUCUCCUGCAUCUGCCCCAGCACCAGCUCCAGCUCCGACCCCUGCUCCAGCUGCAGCCCCAGCCCCGCCCCCAACACCUGGACCCUCACUCACACAGCUGGAGGACUGCUUCUCUGAACAAUUGCACUCCCUCGCCCAGUCAAUUGAUGAAGCCCUUCGGGGUUGGAGUUUGUCGGAAGGUGGAGAAGGAACAGGGCUCCUAAUGGACCCUGGGGCCUUUCGGGCAGCUGCUGAGAGUGCCUGUCUGCCGCGGAGUGCCAGUUCCCUACUCAUGGCCUUCAGGGAUGUCACUGUUCACAUUGACAGCAACAGCUCCUACACCAUCUCCUCUGCCACCGCCUCCACCACCACCACCACUCUGGGGAACGUGGGUGGAGGAGAGCCAGGCAGCAGGAAGGCCUCUGUGAGCGGGGUGGCGGGGGUCGCAGGAGGCCAGUCAGAGGAGAGCAUGGAGGCAGAGUUCCCCGCACCUCCGCCAAGUGAGGAGCUAGAGAUGGGGGACCCAGGAUCCAGGAGGGGCUCCACGGUGCCGGCACCAGCAGCAGGAGGAGGAGGAGGCGUGGAGGUAGAGAGUGGCUCUGAACGACUAGGCUCCACCUCCACCUCCACCUCAGUCCAGUCCAACCAGCAGCCUGCCCAGACAUACACCCAAUACCAACAGUACCAGUACACCCAGCCACAGCAGAUUCCAGGGGGUCCCAGCCCUGAGGCGCUCCAGGCCCUGGUCCUGUCUCUCCCCCGGGACCGCUGCCAGGACCCCGCCUCCUGCCGCUCACCAACCCUAUCCACAGACACACACCGCAAACGCCUCUACCGCAUAGGACUCAACCUCUUCAAUGUGAACCCAGAAAGAGGCAUCCACUUCCUGAUCACGCGGGGUUUCGUCCCCGACACAGCCAUCGGAGUGGCCCACUUCCUGCUGCAGAGGAAGGGCCUGAGCAGGCAGAUGAUUGGGGAGUUCUUGGGGAACAGCAAGCUGCACUUCAACAGAGAUGUCCUGGAUUGUGUUGUGGAUGAAAUGGAUUUCUCGGGCAUGGAGCUGGAUGAAGCCCUGAGAAAGUUCCAGGCUCAUGUUCGCGUUCAGGGAGAAGCACAAAAGGUGGAGAGACUCAUCGAAGCCUUUAGCCAGCGAUAUUGUAUGUGUAAUCCUGAUGUGGUGCAGCAGUUUCACAACCCAGACACCAUCUUCAUCCUGGCCUUCGCUGUGGUUCUCCUCAACACUGACAUGUACUCCCCCAACAUCAAGCCACAGCGCAAGAUGGGCCUCGACGACUUCAUACGCAACUUAAGAGGUGUGGAUGAUGGAGCAGAUAUCCCCAGAGAGAUGGUAGCAGGCAUUUAUGAGAGGAUCCAACAGAGAGAGCUACGCUCCAAUGAAGACCACGUCACCUACGUCAGCCGUGUGGAGCAGUCCAUCCUGGGCCUGAAAACUAUCCUCGCUGUGCCCCACAGACGUCUGGUUUGCUGCUGUCGUUUGUUUGAGGUGCCUGACGCCAACAAGCCUCAUAAACAGAAACUGGCACAGCUCCAGAGAGAGGUUUUCCUCUUCAAUGACCUGCUGCUGAUCCUGAAGUUGUGUCCCAAGAAAAAAAGUUCAGCUUCCUACACCUUCUGCAAAGCGAUGGGGCUUCUGGGCAUGCAGUUUCAUCUCUUCAGUAAUGAAUACUACGCCCAUGGCAUCACCAUGCUGAGCCCCUUUACCUCAGAGAAAAAGCAGCUGGUGAGUUUCUGCUCCCCGAGUGGAGAGGAGCUGAGGAAGUUUGCUGAGGAGCUCCGUGAGUCGAUCACAGAGGUCAACGAGAUGGAACAGAUACACAUCCAGUGGGAGCUGGAGAGGCAACAGGGCAUCCAACCUCAUGGUGUUCACACCAACGGCGGGCAAGUGGACACACACACAGGACACGGCUCCCCUUCAGGCCAACAGGAUGCAUACGAUAAGACUGGCAACAACAACACAGUAGAGGUGUCAAUUCACAACAGGCUGCAGACCUAUCAGCUGAGCCAGCCCAGCAUUGAGUCCACACCUCUGGCCCUGGCUGCCCCCCCUGCCCUACUCAGUCCCGUCCAGCCCGGGGAGCUCCGUCCAGAAACACUCAUCCAGUGCCAGCAGAUUGUCAAGGUGAUUGUCGUCGACCAGAGUGGACGAGGGCGAAUGGAGGCCUUCCUUAGCCAAAGUCCUGCCUCCCACCGGCUCAUCCAGUCGGCUAUGUCCACACCUGUGCGUGUCAGAGAGGGGGACGGUCCUCAGCCCCCUCUGCCCCCUCCACCUCCGCCGUAUAACCACCCCCACCAGUUCUGCCCCCCUGACUCACCAAUGCCACUCCACCACACUCUGCCUCUGAGUCGCAGGCGCAACUCCAGCGGCUCCCGCAGCAUCGUCUGAGAUGUUUGCUACUUUAUGGACCCCAGGGGAUAGUCGUGACCCCCCCACACACAUUCACGCACACAGGAACAGACACACGCACACAGACACACACAGGAACAAACAGAGACACACAGAGAUGAGCACAUGCACACACACGCACACACACAUAUACACACACAUGCUCAAGCACUAGUCGACUCACUUUGAAUGGCAAGAUAAAAGCAGCCAGGGGUAAGAAAGGAAUAUCUGAGCCGGAUGAAGCGACAAAGGAGAAGGAAACCAACAAGAAUCUAUUCAUAGUCUUGACGAAGAAGUAUUUUUGAACAUGGAGUAGUUUUGAUGCCAUUUCUAAAAGACAACUUUUCUAGUCUUCUAACUGUACACUCGGUAGAUAAUGGUGUCGUCUAUAUUUCACACUCUUUGAUUUGUAAAAGAGAGAAUUGUGAUUUCGCAUUUUUAAAUGUCAUUUGGCAACCACUGUUUCUGUGAUCUUUGUCAGUGAAUCGAAGAGGCAAUUGGUUGAAUUGAUUCAAAUACGACAGACCAGGCUAGAGAGUGGAUACUGGCUACAAAAUCUGUUUUGUUUACUUGCAGAGUAUUAAUAUUUUGGAAUUUCCCAUAUCUUUAUCAGCCCCUGGUUUUCAGUAUUAGAUAAUGCACUCAAUAAUGAGUCAUCAUUUCAUCACAGGUUCUCUUGCUUCUUCUCGUUCUGACUUAAGUGUUUUCUGUCAUCUCCACAUAAAAUGAGAAGAAGCAAUGUGUUUUGUUUCUUGUCAAUGAAAAAUGUUUUCUGGGUAACAGAUGACCAGAUGCAAGAGACCUGUAAAAAAAAUAAAUAUUGAUGGUCCAACAUCUGUUCAUCAUGUACAGUAAGGGUGUUGCUCCACCCUAAACUAACCAGAAUUUUUAAGACCAUAUCCUGAUGACAAUCCUAUUGCUUUGUGUUUCAUUCACUGUUCUUGUGUGUUGUGCCAGACGUGCGUGAGCAGCAUCUUAUUUGUGCCUGACCGUGAGAGCAUGUGCACAAGGAUGUCAGUAAAUUUAUGACCAUGAGGAUUGAGAGCAGGCUUUUCAGUUCCACUUGAAAUCUGUGAUGUUCUGCUCUCAUGGAGCUCAGGAAAAGAUGUGGUUCACAUACUGUAACAUGUAAUAUCUGCGCCUCUGAGUUGUAUGGAGAAAACUGCGCUCAUGUGCUGUAUGUACAGUCUGCAUUUUAAUAGAUGGCAGUGAGCAGGACUGGUAAUUUAUCCAACACCAAAUUGUCUGAGAUACUGAAACAAUGCUAAUUUAAGAGCCAAAGGACAGAUGAAGUCUUAUCUUUAUGUUUACUCUUAAAUGGGUAUAAUUGCUACUCUUGGAUUUGGCAAUAUCUCUGUCCAGAAGAAUCUACUUAGACUUGAGUUAAUAAUAAUAAUAAUGAUAAUGAUAAUAAUAAUAAUAAUAAUAAUAGAAAUAGUUCCACACAGGGUAAAUGGUAACUCAUGUAACAAAAAUAUCUUACCCCUUUCAUGCAGUGUUUUCCUCACACACAUAAAAUAUUAUAAAAGCAGAGAUGAAUCCCAUUACUGAAUGUUACAUCAUUAGGGAAACUUGAGAUGUGCAUUGAAUAUUAUUGAUUUCAUAUCAUGUCCUCUGUCCAUUGUCCAUAUCAGAGGUGGCUCAUGUUUGGGCCAGUUUGUGUAGAAGAUCACAAGUCAUCUACUAGAGACACACUGAAUAUGUGUUGUACCUUUUGCACCACAGAAUAUAUUGGAUAUAUUGUAAAUAGAUGAUAUAGAUUUAUUCUGAAAAAGUGAUUGGUUUGCCAGUGUGUGUAUCUACGUAUGUAUUUGUACAGAGAAGAUCUAGUUUAAAAGAAAAAAAAAAGAUAUAGUUACUAUAGUUAUUACUAUUCACAUUUAAUAUCAGGGGGUGUCCUAAAUCCUGUUGCUAUGAGAGAUGAAAAACAGGCAGCUUUUAUAGAAUACAGUCCAGUUACCAUGGCAACACACACUGAUAUUAUUACAGAUCUACAUUAUCAUUAAAUUAUCUUCUCAUAUUAUUAAAAGAUUAUUAAAAGAUGGCUGUGUCACCUGUUAAGGUGUGUUAAGGGCUAUGCUGUAUUGGUAACUACAGUAGAUCACAGGUCUGUGUGCAUGCACAUACAUAAACACACACACACACACACACACACACACACACACACACACACACACACACACACACACACACACACACACACACGCAGACAUGCACCCAUAUACAAAUGCAUACACAUUCCACACACACACACAAACACAAACAGACACACACACAUGCAAGUAGCUGCCAAAGCCAACACAAAUCCUGCUUAAAUUCACCGUGGAAAUUGCUUGAUUUCUCAAGUUAGCAACCCCACUUUGUUUACUGUAAAUUUUGGCCACAAAUGGCUUGACCUGUACAAAAUACAGCAUGAUUUAUUUAUUUUUUUCAUUUAUAGCACAUGGGAAGAGUUUGAUUAUAUCUUUGUAUCAUUAUUGUCAGGGCAUGUUGGGUUGAUUGAUGUCAUUUCUUCCCUCUCUACUUCCUCCCACCCCUCUGCCCUACCCUGUACCCUCUCUGUGGUUGUCAUGGAGACGCACCAAUCUGCAUCCUCACUGUGGAGCACUGUCAUUAAUUUGUGCACCCUCACACAAUGUUUCUAAAGGAGAUUUCUAAAGAUCAACAUGUUUACUAAUGGAAUAUUUCUAAAGUUUUAUGUUUGGAGAGAAUGAAAGAAUAAAGUAGUUUUUACUCUGU